Molecule: messenger RNA, 1421 nt
Organism: Tripterygium wilfordii
Lineage: Eukaryota; Viridiplantae; Streptophyta; Magnoliopsida; Celastrales; Celastraceae
Product: farnesyl pyrophosphate synthase
Exons: 12
Coding region: 34-1191 (385 amino acids)
Biological process (GO): trans, trans-farnesyl diphosphate biosynthetic process
Cellular component (GO): cytoplasm
Molecular function (GO): dimethylallyltranstransferase activity; (2E,6E)-farnesyl diphosphate synthase activity
Source: RefSeq, a predicted model, not a curated record
UUUGAUUAAUUUUUUUUGUCUUUACUGUUGAAAAUGAGACUUCCGUAUAUGAGCAGACGUUUGAUCACCAUUCACCUCUCCAACGGUAGGCGUACCAUAAAUUUUCUGCCUCUCUCUUUCUCUAUCCACACAGAGGAAAAUAAGAAACCCGGAAAGGAAAAGAUGAGCGACACAAAGUCCAAGUUCUUGGAAGCGUACUUUGUAUUGAAAUCUGAGCUUCUGCACGACCCUGCUUUCGAAUUCACCGAUGAUUCUCGCAAAUGGGUCGAGCGGAUGCUGGAUUACAAUGUUCCUGGAGGAAAGCUCAACCGGGGACUCUCAGUCAUUGACAGCUACAAGUUAUUGAAAGAAGGGAAAGAAUUGACUGAUGAUGAAAUAUUCCUUGCAUCUGCUCUCGGUUGGUGCAUUGAAUGGCUUCAAGCAUAUUUUCUUCUUCUCGAUGAUAUCAUGGAUAACUCUCAUACUCGCCGGGGUCAACCAUGCUGGUUUAGACAGCCAAAGAUUGGAAUGAUUGCUGUAAAUGACGGAUUGAUUCUUCGCAACCAUAUUCCCAGAGUUCUGAAGAAACAUUUUGGAGGGAAACCUUAUUAUGUAGAUCUACUUGAUUUGUUCAAUGAGGUGGAAUUCCAAACUGCCUCCGGACAAAUGAUAGAUCUAAUCACCACACAUGAAGGAGAAAAAGAUCUAUCAAAGUAUUCUUUACCUCUUCACCAUCGCAUUGUUCAGUACAAAACUGCUUAUUAUUCGUUCUAUCUUCCUGUUGCAUGUGCACUGCUUAUGGCAGGUGAGAAUCUUGACAAUCAUAUUGAAGUGAAGAACAUCCUUAUUGAGAUGGGAACCUAUUUCCAAGUACAGGAUGACUACCUGGAUUGUUUUGGUGAUCCCGAAGUGAUUGGAAAGGUUGGAACUGAUAUUGAAGAUUUUAAGUGCUCGUGGUUGGUAGUGAAAGCGCUUGAACUUGCUAGUGAGGAGCAAAAACAAUUGCUACAUGAAAACUACGGGAAAGCAGAUCCUGCUUCUGUGGCUAAAGUUAAAGAACUUUAUACAUCCCUAGAUCUUCAGGGUGUAUUUGCAGAGUAUGAGAGGACAAGCUACGAGAACAUAAUUAAACGCAUUGAAGCUCAUUCGAGCAAGGCAGUGCAAGCAGUGUUGAAGUCCUUCCUGACGAAAAUAUACAAGCGGCAGAAGUAGGAACUUUUGACAACAAGAAAGUAGACUGAACAUAAUAAAUAAAUCUUCAGAUCUUCUUAACCUAAUAUUACAUCUAUGUUUCUCUUUUGGAUUCUGCCUGUAGCUUAUGAGACAUUUACAUACUAUUGGGCUCUCUUGCUAUGGCUAUACAGAGGGAACUUUUGCAUAUCGUAGUUGAAUAAUGCUAUACAGGCGAAUAUGUGACCCAGUGAUAGAGUUCACAGUUUUAA